ACGCGGCACAGAUUUGACAGUUCUGAAAAUUGUCAACAAGCAGGCUGAAAUGAAUCGGAUUAACCCGGAAAAAAAAGAAUCGCAAGAGCCAUGUCGGUGUGCAUUCCUAUGAAUUCGACUUGAAAUGCAACUGACAACGAAGUUUGCAUUUGGAAAAUCGUUUAAAUAACUGAAAUAAAAUAAAUUGCUCAUAAAUCUUUGCGAUUCCCGCAGUCGAGAUGCUGCUAGCUGGCUAGUUUACCCCGUCGAGCUGCGCGCCACUCCUGGGCUGAAGAAAAGCUGGCGAGCUAACUUUUCUUAAUGUAGAGUUUCACCCGAAUACAGUAGGACCAUUGUAUCACCUAUCUUCAACCACAUUAUCCUUUGGCUUUGGGGUAAGUUUUAGUCAGUUGACUUUCUGUAGCCUAUACAGCGAACAGUAGUUUUGUAUUGAGUAUAACAAAUGUACAUGCAGCACACUUAAAAACAGUAAACUACAGUUAUCAGUGAUGAUUUCUGGUAUUGAGUGAACAUGAUAUGUGUGAAUGCCCUUUGUACUCCACAAUGGCUUUGUUUUUGCUUUAUCUCUAAUGUUCUUUCCUUUCCUUUGUUUUGACAAGCCUGGGUUGCAGUCAGAUCUUAUCUGCCACUGUGGCCCCUGCAAAAUGACCUGACACAAUCUUCAUCACAGUCAUAAAACAACAAUGGCAAGAAUAGCUUGGUAUCAAGAGAAGAUUGGUGCAUAUGAUCAGCAGGUCUGGGAGAAAUCUCUGGAGCAAGCAGAAUUUAAUGGUAUUGACAGUAAACCAAAGAGGUCUGGCCACAUCAAGACAGACCUCAUUGAUGUUGACUUAGUAAGAGGAUCCACAUUCAGCAAGGCAAAGCCAGAUAGUCCAUGGACAGCAUUGACCCGUAAGGGUCUGGUCAGGGUGCUCCUAUUCCCCUUCUUUUUCCAAUGGUGGAUCCAGGUGACCUCCAGGUCCAUCUCCACCUGUAUCCUGGUGCUCUACUUGAUGCAAGUGGCAGCAUCAGUGUUGUACAUGGAAGUUCCUGCAGCCAGUGCUAGUGAGCUAUUUGGGCCCAUGUGUCUGAUGUUGUUGCUCGGGACAGUGCACUGCCAGAUAGUGUCCACUGAGUCCAACCGGAGCCCCUCAGACAGCCCUGUGAGCAGCACCAGCCCUGCACGAAGGAGGAGGCCAAGGAAGGGUAGAGGAUUGAAGAGAACAGAAGGACAGGGGACCGAUGGGGACACUGAGCUGCAGCCUUGGCAGCUGGAGGAAAACCAGAGGUUGUACAGAUCAGAGGAGAGAAGGAACAACCAGAGAAAGUCAGGCUUUGGGGCCUCUGACGAACUUUCAAGUGAGGAGGAUGGGAAAGAAAAACUACCUACUGGUGUAGCUGGAACUAUACCUGCCUCUGUCCUCAGGAAGAGACGCCUUCACUCCUUCUCUAACCCCUCAUCACCUCAGGAGGAAAGUAGUGGAGGUGCCAUGGACACUAAGGUGAAACCUCAUGAAGUGGAGCGCCUUAGGACCGAACUGGAGCGCCCGGCUUCUGACACAGAUGACACAAUAUGGGAGGAGCUUCUUCAGGGGCCUGACACAGCCUCCACUGGCAGUAGUGACAGUGAGGGGGACGGGCGAUACGGCCCUGGCCUGACCCUCCCCCCGUUCACCACUCUCAGCAGUGAUGAUGAGACCCUGCUGCAGGGCCAUCUAUCGUGGCUGCAGGCGUGCCACCCAUCCAGAGACCGGGUCAGUGUCAUCAUCUGGGAGCAGGGGGAGUGCAAGAAAGCAGAUAUGUCAGUACUGGAGAUCAGUGGGAUCAUCCUCACACGGGUGAAGGUGGUGGAGCAAGGCAUGGGUUACCUAGCCCUGGGGGGGUUGUUCACUGCCACACUGGCACUGCUUCCUUUUGUCUUCCGCCUGGCACAACAGCUGGACAUGAAGCGCCUGAGCUCCCUGUCCCUGGUAGAGCUGGCUGUCAUGGUGGUGGGGCCGCCCAACACCCAGAUCUACGCCUUCUUCUUCAUCACCACCGUGGAGAGGCUUUGCCUCACCGGACUCUUCUUCUUCAUGAUGUGUGUGGCAGAGAGGACCUACAAACAGCGGCUUGUUUUCGCCAAACUCUUCAACCACAUCACCUCAGCACGAAAGGCUAAGAAGUGGGAAAUCCCCCAUUUCAGGCUGAAGAAUGUGCAGAACAUAAAGAUGUGGCUGUCGCUCCGCUCCUUCCUCAAGAGACGUGGACCCCAGCGUUCCGUUGAUGUCAUUGUCUCCUCCAUCUUCCUCCUGGCCCUCUCCAUCGCCUUCAUCUUGUGUACACAGCUCCUGAACAGUCACCACACCUUCCUGGACUCUGAGACCAACUGGGAGCUCAUGGUGUGGGGUUCCUCUCUCAUCCUCUUCUUGCUCCGCCUGGCCACCUUGGGCUCCGAGACCAACUGUAAAUACAGCAACGUGUCAGUGCUGCUGACGGAACAGAUCAACUUGUAUCUUAAGAUGGAAAAGAAGCCCAACAAGAAAGAAAUGUUGAACAUAGUGAACAAUGUUCUGAAGCUUGCAACAAAAUUAAUGAAAGAGCUUGACACCCCCUUCCGACUGCUGGGUCUGACUGUGAACCCUCUUAUCUACAACAUCACACGUGUGGUCAUCCUGUCUGCAGUCUCCGCUGUGGUCAGCGAUCUGCUCGGCUUCAACAUCAGACUGUGGAAGAUCAAGCCUUAAUGCUAAACCACUAACUGUUGGACAAUGGAGACUGCCAACUCCUACCAUCCACAGCUUGCUAUCUGUGCAAAGUGUGCAAUUCUACUGAGUGAUCCCCUAUGCAUCUCAGUGCCUUCCCUCCCAGGAACAUUGAACUUUCAAUCACAGAAUACCAUUGUGGUCAUACACAAGCAUGAACUCUUGACAAUGAAUGAUAUACACAUCCUUGACUACUACAUCUGCUGCAGCAGUUCCAGUAACCCAGUGCCUGAAUCUGGAAUGUCCCUGGACCUGACCACUUCCUGGCUCUCACAUGGAGAAACAGUAGCCAAUGGGUGCCUUCUGAACACUGAGAAAUUUGCUGGACAUUUGAAUGUAAACCAUUUUAAGACAUGGAGAAACUAUGGAAUAGGAAACAAAAAUUAACUAAUUCUUAUAAAAGAAUUGGACAUUCCAGUGUGGUUUGAUAUGUACAUGGAACAAAAAUAUAAACGCAACAUGCAACAAUUUCAAAGAUAUUACUGAGUUACAGUUCAUAUAAGGAAAUCGGUCAAUUGAAAUAAAUUCAUUAGGCCCUAAUCUAUGGAUUUCACAUGACUGGGGGUCACAGUUACCUUAAAAAAAGGUUGGGGUGUGGAUCAGAAAACCAGUCAGUAUCAGGUGUGACCACCAUUUGCCUCAUGCAGCGCGACACAUCUCCUUCGCAUAAGAGUUGAUCAGGCUGUUGUUUGUGGCCUGUGGAAUGUUGUCCCACUCCUCUUCAAUGUCUGUGCGAAGUUGCUGGAUAUUGGCAGGAACUGGAACAUGCUGUCGUACAUGUCGAUCCAGAACAUCCCAAACAUGCUCAAUGGGUGAAAUGUCUGAGUAUGCAGGCCAUGGAAGAACUGGGAUAUUUUUAGCUUCCAGGAAUUGUGUACAGAUCCUUGCGGCAUGGGCCAUGCAUUAUAACUCUGAAACACGAGGUGAUGGCAGUGGAUGAAUGGCACGACAAUGGGCCUCAGGAUCUCAUCAUGGUAUCUCUGUGCAUUCAAAUUGCCAUUGAUAAUGUGCAAUUGUGUUCGUUGUCCAUAGCUUAUACCUGCCCAUACCAUAACCCCACCGCCACCAUGGAUUUCACAUGGAUUUCUCUCUGUUCACAAUGUUGACAUCAGCAAGCAACUCACCCACACAAUGGCAUACACUCUGUCUGCCAUCUGCCCGGUACAGUUUAAACCGGGAUUCAUCUGUGAAGAGUACACUUUCCCAGUGUGCCAGUGCCAUCGAAAGUGAGCAUUUGCCCACUGAAGUUGGUUACGACGCCAAACUGCAAUCAGGUCAAGACCCUGGUGAGGACGACGAGUUGUACAACUGAUUGCAUUCAACUAAAAUGUCUUCUGCAUUUAACCCAACCCCUCUGAAUCAGCGCUUCCGUGAUACGGUUUCUGACAGUUUGUGCAGAAAUUCUUUGGUUGUGAAAAACCCACAGUUUAAUCAGCUGUCCGGGUGGCUAGUGUCAGACGAUCCCGUAGGUGAAGAAACUGGAUGUGGAGGUCCUGGGCUGGUGUGGUAACACAUGGUUUACAGUUGGGAGGCCGGUUGGACGUACUGCCAAAUUCUCUAAAACUGCAUUGGAAGCUUCUUAUGGUAGAGGAAUGAACAUUAAAUUCUCUGGCACCAGCUCUGGUGGACUUUCCUGCAGUCAGCAUGACAUUUCCUGGUCUUUAUAUUGUUCCCAGCACAAGGUGUGUAAUGAUCAUGCUGUUUAAUCAGCUUCUUGAUAUGCCACACGUGUCAGGUGGAUGGAUUGUCUAGGUAAAGGAAAAAUACUUACGAACAGGCAUGUAAACAAAGUUGUGCUCAAAAUUUGAGAGAAAUAAGCUUUUUGUGUUUUUUAAAAUUUCAGAUCAUGAAACAUGGGACCAACACUUUUGCGUGUUGCGUUUAUAUUUUUGUUUAGCGUACAUGUACUCUCUCAAACACAGCUGUUAGAUUAUUAAGAAGACUUUUUCAAUGAAAAAUGUAUAGAUUUUCAAAAUGGAUUACUGACCUAACUUAAUUAAGUAUUUUCUUUUCAAUAGGAUAUAUUAAACUCUACUCUAAAUGUAUUUUGUGAUAUAUAUAAGGGAAUUUAAUAUAGAUUUUAUGGGGGCUUUAUUUAUUUAUGGGUUUUCAGUGUUUCAUUACUGACAUACAGUGCAUUCAAAAAGUAUUCAGUCUUUGACUUUUUCCACAUGUUGUUGUGUAACAGCCUGAAUUUAAAAUGGUUUAAAUUGAGAUAUUGUCACACUGUCCUACACACAAUACCCCAUACUGUCAAAGUGUAAUUAUGUUUGUAACAUUUUUACAAAUUAACAAAAAAUGUAUACGGGACUGUCUUGAGUACAUAAGUAUUCAACACUUUUGUUAUGGCUAGCAUAAAUACAAGGGCACCAAUUGAUAGAUGGGUAAAAACCAAAUGAAAAGCAGACAUUGAAUAUC
This is a messenger RNA of Oncorhynchus kisutch (coho salmon), 5141 nucleotides long. RefSeq names its product putative homeodomain transcription factor 1. The coding region runs from base 684 to 2705 and encodes 673 amino acids. Gene Ontology annotation, cellular component: endoplasmic reticulum. The transcript has 17 exons. Lineage: Eukaryota; Metazoa; Chordata; Actinopteri; Salmoniformes; Salmonidae. The record is from RefSeq and is a predicted model, not a curated record.